Molecule: messenger RNA, 1818 nt
Organism: Trichoderma harzianum CBS 226.95
Lineage: Eukaryota; Fungi; Ascomycota; Sordariomycetes; Hypocreales; Hypocreaceae
Exons: 2
Coding region: 1-1818 (605 amino acids)
Molecular function (GO): dTDP-glucose 4,6-dehydratase activity
Source: RefSeq, a predicted model, not a curated record
AUGGAAGAUCAAUUUCGCAUGGAAGAUGGAAACGAUCUUCCACCUCCAUACUCGCCGAUUGUGAAUCCAGCCAGCAGCGCCUCAGUCCAGGUCUCAGACGCAAGGCCUUCGUCCAUAUUCUCGUCUCACGUAGCCGGUCUCCGAAGCGAAAUCAGCACCUCACAAGCUGCUCGAGCAUCGGCCAGGGAUGAUCGCGACAGCUACGUAUUAUCACUCAUCGUGCCCUACAUGGAAGAUUUCUUGUCCUCGAUUUCAGAGAUCCAUCCGACGCCGAGGCUUGCGGAAGCGACGUUUGUGCCCGAUGCAGCGAUCGGCGAGAGCUGGAAGUUUAGCGACGAGGAUGAAAAGCGCGCGGGCGAAUUUAGGACGUUGAUUCGCGUGCGCGAGAAUACAAAGAAAGGCGACGGCCAAACGAAGAAGAAAGCAGAUGGCUACACUCUGUCGUCACGGUCGGAGGGUGAUGAUGAUGAGAGACGUCCCUCACUUUGGUGGGAAAACGAAGACAUGGCGCGGCGACUUGCGAAGCAUCUGCAACCUCAACGACCCGCCCCUGCUCCCAGAAACACGCAAUCGAUUAGGGAUCGAUGCGCCAGUCAAGCCAACAGUAGCAAGAAAUCUGGUAUUUGGGGUUUGUUCAAGAAAUCCGACGAACCAGUCCGGCCAGCAGCCCCCGCGGUUGAGGAGCCCAAAGAUGACGUGGUGAUGACUGCCAAAGCUGAAGAAGUCACGUUUAGAAAGGAAAACGAGUUUGGGUUAUGGGAGACAUUGACGGGAUUUGGCAUCGUGAAUAAGCGUGCCAAUAUGCAGCUUUCUACAGACGCCCAAUAUGAUGUCCUUGUCACAGGCUCCGCCGGACAUUUGGGUCAUGCCCUCAUGAUAACUCUUCCAUCACUCGGCUUCAAGCCAAUUGGAAUCGACAUCCUCGCUUCUCCAACAACUACUUGCGUCGGCUCAAUAACAGACGAGCCCCUCAUCGCCGGCAUCUUCCAAAAAUACCCAAUCAAGCACGUCCUCCACACGGCGACUCUCCACAAACCUCACGUCGGAUCUCACACCAAAAACGACUUCGUCCAGACAAACAUUGCAGGAACUCUCGUACUUCUCGAAGAAGCAGCCAAACUCGGCGAUCAAAUCAAAAGCUUCGUCUUCUUCAGCACCACCAGCGCUUUUGGCUCGGCGCUCAGCCCCAAACCAGGCUCCCCCGCAGCUUGGAUCGACGAGACGGUCGUUCCCAUUCCCAAAAACAUCUAUGGAGUGACAAAAAUUGCGGCCGAAGAUGUUUGUCAGCUCUUCCACAAGCAGCAUAACCUUCCGAUACUGGUUCUUCGUGUGAGUCGCUUCUUUCCAGAGGAAGAUGACGAUGAAGAUCGGCGUAAUGCGAUGAGCGACGACAAUCUCAAGGUCUUGGAGAUGGCGUACCGUCGUUGUGAUAUCAAGGACAUUGUUUCGGCAACGGUAUGCGCCAUGGACAAGGCAAGACAAAUCGGAUGGUCGAAGUAUAUUAUUAGUGCGCCGCCGCCAUUCUCAAAUGAUCCAGAGACGCUGGCUGCCCUGGACAGAAAUCCAGGAGAAGUGUUUGACAAAGUAGUUCCCGCAGCUGCAGCAGUGUUUCGUGAGAAAGGAUGGAGCUACUUGGAUCGCAUGGAUAGGGUGUACGACUCGGGAAAAGCUGUCCGAGAACUCGGCUGGGAACCCGAAUACACGUUUGCAGGGAUUAUUGAGAAGUUGGCUCGCGGUGAGGAUUGGCGCAGCGAGUUGGUCGAGAUAGUUGGAAAGAAGGGAUAUCACGCCGUCAGCCAUGGCGUGUAUACCAAGUAG